Anarrhichthys ocellatus (wolf-eel) is the source of this 1795-nucleotide messenger RNA. RefSeq names its product dual specificity protein phosphatase 26-like. The record is from RefSeq and is a predicted model, not a curated record. NCBI's taxonomy places the organism in Eukaryota, Metazoa, Chordata, Actinopteri, Perciformes, Anarhichadidae. Gene Ontology annotation, biological process: protein dephosphorylation; negative regulation of MAPK cascade. The transcript has 3 exons. Gene Ontology annotation, molecular function: protein tyrosine/serine/threonine phosphatase activity; MAP kinase phosphatase activity. Gene Ontology annotation, cellular component: cytoplasm. Bases 1211 to 1795 code for a protein of 194 amino acids.
UGUGUAUGUAUGUGUGUAUAUAUGUGUAUGUAUGUAUGACAAGCAAGUGAAUUGUAUUUUCAGAAUUAAGUGCUCCAUCAGUUGCUGUAUGUACUUCAACAUUUUCAGUAAUGUUUUGUGCUUAAUGACAACGCUGUUCACAGCACUUGGAUCAAGUGUUUAAUUUGGACCUUGUUUGUGUUUUCUGCCACACUGAUACCCUUGUUAUACAAAUCCAGAUUUGCACCAUAAUCUAUUUUCAUGUUUAGAACAAGUCGUUUUUUGUUUUAUUUUUCAAUCAUUCAUUAAAAGAAAAUUUAAAAAAAGAGUGCCAUAUUUCAGGGGAUGGUUUUAUAUAGUUGGAAAGAAAAAAAUAAAUAAAAAAUAUGAUCACAAGCUUUGCAUGGAAAAAACAGAUCGCCUGUCAAUGUGUUCAUUUCCCUGUGCUGUUAACUUUCUGUUUACAUGGAGCAUAACUGUACAGUUCAAGAUGUAAUGCACGUUUCUAACAAGAUGGGAAUCUUUGCCUGAUGAGUAUUUCAAUUAUUAAGUGAGAAAAUAGCAGAGAAAUAAUUAAAUGUCAGUAUAUUUUUUAAACUGUGAUCAAAUGAAUUUUAUUUUUUUCUCUCACUUGUUUUAUAGUGUGUACAAAGAGGGGUUAGAAAGCAAAUUUAUCCAAGAAAUAUUCAGCUCUAUAUGGAUGGUGGGGGCCGAUAAAUGAGCGUAUUUCAUUCCUAAAAAGAAAAUCCUGUUAUAAAAUUGAAGAAUGAGAAAUUGCUUCUUUUUUUUUUUUUUUUUUGUUAAGUGGCAAUUGCUGCAUGGGUCCACAUGUCCUACAUCUGCCAGGCAGCAUACAGGUCUUUAAAUAGACGGCUAUUUUGAUGCAAAAGCAUAACACAGGCCCCUGAGGGCUUGAGGCACAUGGGCUGGAUUUAAUGCGAGGGUCGGAUGGCCUGACGAACCUUAGGAAACCCUGUGGUGAGUGAGGCAAAGAAGCCUGAAACUAAAAUCACCUGUGCCAUUCGUUCUGCCUAGUUUGCUGCAGUGGUUCCCUACAGCUUGUUGGAUUACUUUUUAACUUCACUCUGGAAGUCAUUUCGGUAAACUAGGUGGCUACAAACUGCUGCAAUCUUUUUUGUUUUUGACUUUUUGUACUGAGUAUUUCUAAAGGACUAGAAGUUGCCUCUUGGAAAACGCCUGUGUCACCUAAGGGCACACCACAGAAACAGCAAUGUCCUAUAGAUCCAAGCCUCCUGCCUCCUGGAAUGAUGACCCUCCUCCUCGCAAAGUGGAAAUUGACCUGAGUUCACCUGGCUUAGCAGUGUUUGAGUUGGAAAGACUCUUGUUUACUGGCAAAGCCAUCAUCAGCCAUGCAGAUGAAGUGUGGCCAAGGCUUUACAUUGGUGACCAACACAGUGCAGAGAACCGGGAUGAUCUAUCCAAGCAUCGAGUCACUCACAUCUUCAAUGCAGCUCACAGUAAACGCGGAGUACAGCCAGACAUCUACGAGGGCAUGGAGAUCACCUACAUGGGCGUAGAGGCUCAAGACUCCUGUGGCUUUGAUAUGAGCGUCAACUUCCAGGCAGCAGCAGACUUUAUCCACAGGGCUCUCAGCAGAGGAGGCAAAGUGUUGGUGCACUGUCACGUAGGAGUGAGCCGCUCCGCCACCCUGGUCCUGGCUUACCUGAUGCUGAAGCAGAACCUGACCCUCGUGGAGGCUAUUUGUGCUGUGAAAGAUAACCGGGGUGUCAUCCCUAAUCGAGGUUUCCUCCGACAGCUCAUCAAACUGGAUGGCCGUCUCUUUCGCACACACUGA